This is a messenger RNA of Eremothecium sinecaudum, 3375 nucleotides long. RefSeq names its product cohesin subunit IRR1 (gene IRR1). The record is from RefSeq and is a predicted model, not a curated record. Gene Ontology annotation, biological process: sister chromatid cohesion. NCBI's taxonomy places the organism in Eukaryota, Fungi, Ascomycota, Saccharomycetes, Saccharomycetales, Saccharomycetaceae. Gene Ontology annotation, cellular component: nucleus; cohesin complex; chromatin. The coding region runs from base 1 to 3375 and encodes 1124 amino acids. The transcript has a single exon. Gene Ontology annotation, molecular function: chromatin binding; protein binding.
AUGGCCAUCGUUCGUCGUUCACAGCGGUUGAAGCAGAAGAAAAAUUACGAUGAAGACGAAGAUGGGGAAGCUGGUAGUGGUACGGAACCAAGUUCUUUGCAAACAGAAGAUCAAACCUCAAUUGUAGACGAUGUUGGCGCUGCAUCAAGCAGUAGCUCUGAAAGUGACGAUAAUGCGAGUGAUGAGGAUUACGAAGUAGCAGCUAAAGCUGUCAAAGCCAAGAAAAGAUCAAGUUCCGGUAGAACGUCUGAUAUUGGAAGAGUGAAGAAGAAGGCUCGAGUUAGUAAGGGAUCGUCAACAGGUAAUAUUUUGGGAGCUGGUGCAGGUACUAAGAAGGAGCACGAUCGAUACCUUACAAGUUUGCAAGAUUUUAAGCCAACGAGGCUCUUUGAGAUUCUAAGUGUUUCGGAGGAUGCUUCUAUUGAAGAAAUUGCAAGCGAAUGGCUAGACCAAUACAAGGAUGAUCGUACUGUUGCGCUUAAAGAGUUUGUGAACUUUUUAUUGAAUUGCUGUGGGUCUUUAGUUCAAGUUGGUGAGCAUGAUGUGGUGAACAACGAUUCAUCGAAUGAGACUGUUGGGGAAGUUCAAGUAAUGUUUCAAGAGCAAACCGUCCAUGAGUUCUACCUAUACCUUUCGAAAACGCAGAAGAAACGCGGUAAAAAUAAGCCAUUGUAUGACAAUUUUGUUGAGUUCAUGAGCAAGCUGAUUGAAUUGGCAAACGACAAGGAUAUGAUAUACAUUGAGAAAGACUCAGAAGAGGAUGGAGAGGAGGCGAACACCGUUAUAGAGACUAGCCCACUGAUGUUAGAUUUAUUAACAUGGCUAUCUUCAUUUUCUGUCUGCAAGAUAAGGAGCUUGCGAUACGUUGCUACUCUUGCAAUGUAUGUUUUCCAGGAUCAGCUAACGGAGCUUGUAGUGGACCUUGAUACACAGGUAUUACUGAAAUUGAGAAAACAAUUGAAGAUGGAGCAGAAAAAAAAGAGACCCAAUAAAAAGACCGUUGACAAGCUUGAGGCUACAAUUGCUGAUGUACAAAGUACUAAAACUGUUAUUGAGAGUAACAUUGAUAAUAUUGUUAACUUAUGUUUUGUACAUCGGUUCAAAGAUGUUGACGAAAGUCUUAGAUCAGAAUCUAUGCUACAUUUGGCUAAGUGGCUGAAAAAUCAUCCUGAGUAUUUUUUUAAAGCGACAUAUCUGAAGUAUUUCGGCUGGCUACUCUCUGAUACCAGUCCUACCGUUAGAUCACAAGUUUUAAAAACAUUAUCGGACAUAGUUUCUUAUUCCAAGAAGAGGCAUGAGAAUAUGUUUGACAAUUCUUCUCUAAGGCAAUUUUUUGAGAGGUUCAAGCAGAGAAUUUUGGAAAUAGCACUGAAAGACGUCGAUUUACAGGUACGGCUGGAUGCAGUACAAGUGUUAGUUGAAAUAAAUGGUUUCAGGUACCUAGAGCAUUCCGAAAUUUUAAGUAUCACAAGCUUAAUAUUCUAUGACCAUAAAGUAAAGGUAUCUUCAAAUGCUAAAAACGCGAAGUUCUUGUCUGCUAUAUCUAAAUUUUUCUCAUUUGUUGAGAAGGAAGAAGUCAUAGAGUUUUUAGAUACUCACGAUACGGAGAAGACCAUAGGAAACAUGCCUUUGUCAAAAGCUGCAGAGGUUGGAAUCUUUAUGAGAUUUUUAAUCAAAUCAUUAUCAGUUCAUCUAAGAGACGAAGAUCCCUCAGAGGUAACCACAUCUAAAAAAAUACAUCUUUUAUUUCAAGCAGCAGAGUUCUUGCAGCCGUAUUUCACAAAUAUGAUCGAACACUUAUGUCAAAUAUUAGUAUUCGAUGGCAGCUUAUCUGAAUUUAGCGACCUCGCGAAGGUUACCAGCGAUGACGAAAUGAGUGAUGACGAAUAUGAAGAAUCGGGAAGACAGAAUCAGUUACUACUACCCGAGGAUGAAAACACUAUCAUACAGUAUGUAACAGUGUUGAGCGGAUUGUGCCAUGGAGCCAUGAAGGCAAAGAACACGCCAAAUAAGCAAGAGCUGGUAGAAACUAUAUUAUCUGAACUUUUAGAAUUGUUUAUGAAAUUGAACCUAGACUCCUCCGUGAUUUUCAGCCAGCUUCUCAGCAUAUUCCAGUUAUUCCAAUUUGAGGAUUGGAUUUCCGUGGGCCAGGAGUCUUCCUUUCAGCGCAUUUUCGAAAUCAUAGUCAAAAAUUUUGGCGAUACGGCAAUUGACAACGAAUAUGACGAAUUGAAGGUCGAGGCCUUUACUAAACUUCUACCAUUCACUGAAAAGUUAUCGAUAAAUAAGAUCGACAACUUAUGGAAGCAACAAUUAGAGAAGAUCAAAAUAUCCCUGACGAAAUUUUUAAAGCAAAUGAGUCUCACAGACGGCAACUCAGCUAACGAACAAAUCCAAACCUUGCAUCGAUUAUAUUUGAAUAAAUUGGUUGUUCUUGGUAAAAAUUAUAGAAUAGAACUUCAUAUGGAACUUUUAGAGUUGCUUUUCUCCAAAUACGUCAGUCAGUUACCACUCCUGCUGCAUGAACUGAGUUCUGAGGUUUUAAAUAUAGUUGAUUUUAGAAUUUUCACUCAACUUGUUACUUGGAAUCUACAGACAUGGUAUCAGAUUUUUGAAGAGAGUGAGACGCCAAGUCCCGUUUCUCGGCAAAUGCUCGAUAUUAAUAAAUUCGUCAUGGAUCAGCUGUCAGUGACAGUGAGUACUUUACAUCGUUGUUCUAGUGAGAACUUUAUUUCCAAAUGCAGACUGCAACAUUCAGUAUUAAGUUCGCUACUUGAUAUUACCAUCGCGUCAAUGAUGUUUGCGUAUAACUUGUCGGAAAAGGAAUCUGAAUGGAACGCUGUCAUCAGAAAAGAAUACCCAGUGUAUCUCGACUCUCCUGAAGCAAUUCUAGAAGUCUACCUAUACCUAGAAGCAUUAUACGCUAGUAAAAUCGGUGCCACGCUUGAGAGAGGCAACGAAGAAGAUGUCAAUUUUAAUGAUGUAGUCUACGAACCAAACCACGCCCAAAAAGAUCCGGAAAAACAGUUUUGCGUGUACCUUCUAAAACUGAAGAGCUUAGUUAGGCUCGGAUUGUUGAAAGAUGAAGCCAUCGAGAAGAGGAUUAGAUUAAACCAAGAUGUAUUAGGUGGACUAUAUCAAAGCAUUAUAGAUGAAAGUAUAUUUAAGGAAGCAAAACCAGAAGGAUCUAAAGUACAAGCAAGACAUAGGCAAACUGCCACUCCUGAAUCAAGUUCUGUACCCCAGUCUAGAGAGACUAUACGAACUCAGGGUGAACUUGAACCCAUUGAAGAGUUUUCGCAGGAAGAAGCUGCAAAAGGACUUACGGGCAGCCAAUACGACCCUAUAGAAGAAGGUAGCGAUGAAUCCCAAUAA